AUGGACGUGGCGGAGCAACGGCCGCCAUCGCCCCCGGCUCCGCAGCAGCGGCGGUGCCAGUUUUGGAUGCCCAGCAAGGGUCGGCUAUGCGCCAACUCCGCUCUGCACGACUCUCCGUACGGCCCUUCUCCCUCUCUGCAGCCUUCUCCUCUCUGUCGUCUGGUCGGAGAUUUGGCCUUCCGUUUCUGGAUCUAGUUCUUGAUCUCCUCUCCUUCUCCGUCUGAAUGUUUGUUCUUCGUUUCUGCAGGUUCUGCGGCAACCACAAUCCCGCCACCGAUGAGCAGAGGAUCCCUUGCCCUAUCGACCCUUCACAGUUAAUAUCUCCCCCCCUCUCUCUCUCAAAAUCUGUAUAUAUCUCUCUCUACACUGAUAUUGACGCAGAAUUCUUGUUUCUGUGUCCAUCCACUCCGGCUGGAAGUUCCGUGCUGAAGAGAAAUCUGGAUAGCCACAUAGCGAGGUGCCCGGUGAGGAAGCAUGCUCUGGAAUUGGAGGCCCAACCUUUCUACAAGAAGGGCGUCAACUGUGGCGGAGGUGAGGGUGCCAAAGGAUUCGUCAGAUCGGAAGCUAAGAGGAGUGAGAUCUACCGGCUUACUGUGCCUGAGUUUCUAAGCUUAGUCCAGAAGAUCAAAGCCGUAUACUCGUCUCUCCCAAAGGAAAUUUACCUGCGGGAGUCGUUCAUCUCGUCCCAGGCCUGCGCAGAAUGGUUGGAAGGCAGAAGGGGAGAGGACGGCCAGCAGUUGCCUUUCCAGGAGAAGCACGCGCUGCAGCAGGCCUCCAUUCUUGGGAACAUGGAGGCCUUGGGGGUUCUGAAGACGACGGUCCCGGAAUUUAGGAGCGGGGACGGUGCUGAGAAGGGUGGUGGGUCGGCUGGAGAAGAAGGGAAAGAUCAGGCGGUGGUGGAGUUUGGGGCUGGCAGGGGGUACCUGACCCAGAUGCUCGCAGACUGCUAUGGGAUUCGCGGAGUGUAUCUGGUCGAGCGCAGGUCAUACAAGCUCAAGGUUAGCUAGUUCCAUUUUGUUGCCUCUGAAAGAUCGCGAGUUUGCAGAUUUGACAGAUUGCAUCUCUUACAUUCUUCACAAGCUGCAAUAUCCAUUAGUCUCCACUGACGAAAACGAUCUGGUGAUGUGCAACAAAACUAUCUCCUCUUCGGUGUCUUCAUAUUCUGAUGAUCCAGUCAUUGUCGGCAUUCUGAGGUUGUACCAGUCGAUGGGAUUUGGUGUUAAUCAGUAAACUCUUGUUUUUGGUACACCUUGGACCAGGGAAAACUGGAAGCAAGGUGUGUUCAGCCUAGGCGCAGGCACCAUAGCUUCAGGGAGAAAGAAGGGAAGAUCGGUGUUGCAGGCCAGUCCCUUUCCAACCUGGGAAAUUUUACUUCAUUAAAAUGCCUCUUCAACAAUCACAUAAGAUAACCCCAGAGGAUCUGACGCAAGCCAACGGAUUGCAAAGUGGACCUUUGCCACUGAUCUGUCUAGUCACCAUUUUGGAAGCUGUGUUUUUGCUGAGAUAUGGGAUCGUUCUUAUAGCAUCCAGGAAGAAAAUUUGAAAAGGAAAUAGUCAAGGUGUAAUUUCUCUAUCCUGAUCGAAAAGUUCCUUGAUGAUGUGAAGCUGUGGUGAGAUGGGGAGUCUUAGUUGGAGCCUGGCUGGUUUCGUAGGUCUCUAGGCCAAGUGUUCCUCCGUUUCUAGAUGUUUGACUUUUGGUGACUGGAGAGUCCGAUGUUAGGAGGAAGGAUGUCGGUGAAAGGAAUUAGCCCACAACUUCAGCUGUUCACCUUGUGUUGAAUUCCUUGUCGAGACAAUGUCAAUGCAUAAAUUCCUGGAAAUGAAUAGACUUAUUUUUUUCUGAUCUUCCACCGAGCUAGAUGCUGUGCUUGUCUUAUAAUUUUGUAAUCAUAUUAGAAAGAACACAAGUCAUGAAUCAUAAUCAAGAUUGAUUUUAAUAAACGUUGCAUUGUGUAUGAAGGAAAAUCGUUGUUCCCUGAGAAUCAUUUUUUUUUUAAUGGGGCAUGAAAAUACGGUAGUCUGAUAGACUCACGAGGCAAGAAAAAAGCCCAUGUCCUAACCUAUUCCCCUUGAGGCCCCGACGCAAGUGCUACAAUAGAGCAUUGACGUAGGUAGCUGCAGAAAUCUUUCUGCUCUUUACUUUCACCUGCUGGCUUGUCAUUCUUGUCUUCAGCAUCGAUGGAUGGAUGGAUGGAUGGAUAUAUGGAUGGAUAUGGUCCUAAACUCAUCCUGUUGAUGACCUAUUUCGGAUGAUGUUCUGUGUUUAUGGCACUUACGGCCACCUGAUCUUGUCCGUGUCGUAGUUUUGCUCUCUUGCUGCAUUUUACUCGCUCAGUUCUUGGUUAUUUUGACUCAACCAGAGCCUCUGACUAUUUUGAAGAUCCAAUCGUCCUCUAGGCUGAUCGAAGCCUGCGGCAAAAAGACGGCAUGAGUUUAGAGCGGCUGAGAAUUGACAGUAAGCCUUCUGUUCGCCCAUUCUUUCUCCGCUUCCCAUACUCUGUGGUAACUGGGCCUAUAAUGCUGUGGUUUUUGUGUUUUGUAUUUCUACGUCUAGAGAGAGAGAGAUAGAGAGAGAUAGAGAUAGAGAGAGAGAGAGAGAGAGAGAGAGAGAGAGAGAGAGAGAGAAUGCAGGAAGAUUUGUGGGCCAUUAGAGGUUUAAAAUUUUAUUAAUUUAUGGUUUUUUUCUCUUAGUUAUUAAUUUAUGGACCAUUGGAGAUUUCUGUUCGCCCUUUCUUUCUCUGGGCCUAAAAUACAGUGGAGAUCUUUUUUUUUUGUAUUUCUAAGUCUAGAGAGAAGAGGGUGUAGGAAGAUUUGUGGGUCCUUUGAUAUUUUAAGAUUGAUUAAUUCUCUGGGUUUCUUCUCUUAUUAAUUAUGGAGCAUUAGAGAUUUAUGUUUGCCCUUUCUUUCUCUGGGCCUACAAGGAUGAGUUUUUUUCUUCUUCUUUUUUUCAUAUUUCUACUUCUAGAAGGAGAGAGAGAGUGGGGGGGUGUAGGAAGAUUUGUGGGCCAUUAGAGCUUUUAAAAUUUAUUUAUUUAUGAGGCUUUUUGCUCUUAUUUAGUAAUUUAUGGGCCAUUAGAGAACUCUGUUUGCCCUUUUUUUCUCCAGGCCUAAAACGCUGUGGAUUUUUUUGGGUAUUUCUGCUUCUGGCGAGAGAGAGAGAGAGAGAUUAUUUGUGGGCCAUUAGAGAUUUUUGCGUGCUGUACAUACUAUCAUGUUGAUGUUCUUGAAACUCCCUUCCGACCUCGUACUGCCCAUUUCUCCGCAGUCGAAGAUCUCAACCUGAAUGGAGUGGAGUCUCUGAGGGGCCGCCCCUACCUGGCCAUCGGGAAGCAUCUGUGCGGCCCCGCAACAGGUGACCAGACCCACUCUCUCACUAAACAUGCAUGACGACGCCGGGCGUAGCGCCUCGACUGAGGAAAUGCCAACUCUUUGCAGACCUGACUCUGAGAUGCUGCCUCCGCGGAGAUGACGACGACGACGACCGAUCGAGCGGCGCCGCCGCCGCUCAGCUCAGUGGCCUCGCCGUCGCAACCUGCUGCCACCAUCUCUGCCAGUGGGACCAAUACAUCAGUAAGCAACUCCUUUCUGUCCUCAUAAUCGUUUACUGCCACCUUCUACCUCCGCCACCGCCGCCACCGCCGCCGCCGCCCAGACGGAGCUGAUAGAUCUCAUCGCUGUCUGUCGCUGUUGCAGACAAGCCGUAUCUUUCCGAGAUUGGGAUCGAGGAAGAGGAAUUCAACGCCAUCACAUGGUUCAGCAGCUGGGCGGUAGACGGAGCACACAACCUGGGGAAUUCUCACGGCGGCGAUCAGGCGGCGUCCCCAGACUCCUCCGACAGCGGCGGAGGAGCCUGUGGAGUCGAGGAGGUGGUGAAGCGGAUGAGCUCCGGCGAAAAGGCCUGUCUGGGCUUCGUCUGCAAGGAGAUUAUCGACGUGGGGAGGCUCAUGUGGUUGAGGGGGCGAGGUCUGAAGGCAGAGCUCGUCAAGUACGUCCCAGUAAGCGUCUCCCCUGAGAACCAUCUUCUCCUGGCCAGAUGA
Messenger RNA from Spirodela intermedia, 4037 nucleotides. The record is from the annotation of a GenBank genome assembly. Lineage: Eukaryota; Viridiplantae; Streptophyta; Magnoliopsida; Alismatales; Araceae.